Messenger RNA from Brassica rapa (field mustard), 1389 nucleotides. RefSeq names its product protein TsetseEP. The record is from RefSeq and is a predicted model, not a curated record. Lineage: Eukaryota; Viridiplantae; Streptophyta; Magnoliopsida; Brassicales; Brassicaceae.
GCUUAUAUUGAAUCGCCAUGACGAUGGCGAAAAGGCUCUGUUUCAUUGUUAUUCUAUCAAUGUGUCUUCUCACGAGCGCUGAGGAGUCUCCCUCUCCGGCUAUCUCGCCAGGACGUGAUUCUCCUCUGCCACCGGAAUCACAUUCAUCUCCGUCACCACCAGAAGCGGAUUCCCUUCCGCCACCAGCUUCAUCACCAAGACAUGAGCCCCUAGCGGAUUCUCCUCCACCACCUCCUCCUCAACCGUCACCAUCUCCAUCUACUGAACCAGCGCCGGUUCCUACUCCGUCAAAGGACGAUUCCCAUGAGGAUUCAGAGCCGGAGACAGAGUAUUUCCCUUCUCCGACGCCGUCUCCUGCGGCAGAAGAGCGAAAACCAGACGAUAUCAAAGCAAGCGAGGAUGGUGAUGAGUUCGAGAAAGAAGAAGAAAGCGGGAUGAGUGGAUUGGAAAAAGCUGGGAUCGCCAUUGGAGCUAUACUUGGAGUAGGAGCCAUUGUAAUGGGAGCUAUUGUUUACAAGAAACGUAGAGAUAACUUAACCAGAGCUCGUUACACUUACUUCCAAGGAGAGUUUCUCUAAACUGUUUUCUUGUUUUUUUUUUUUUUGGAUUAAGAAACAUAUACAAUUUUUCAUACAUUAAUGCUUUUGGUGGCGCUACAUGAUGAAUCUUUCAUCUCUUACUAGAGUUUAUAUUAUUAUAUAUUACCUCUUAAGGAGCAUUACUAUAUGUCCCAGUGGUCAGUAAGAUCAAAAAUUUUGGGAUUAUAAACAUUUCUCAAGAAUUUUCAUAAUUUUUUGGCAUAAUUUGAGAGCCUAUAUCUAAAAUUUUUGGGGAUAAAAUCCAAUAUUUCAUUAGACUGUGCUUAGAUCUGGCCCUCGUGGUCAAUGUGAGGAAAGAGUUCAACGGCCAUGGCGUUGAUAGUUCCAAAAGGUUCAGAUGUUUACAUUGGAUACUAAGAUUACAUUGUUUAUGUUUUAUACAUUAUGUUUGAGUUGGUACUCCCUGUCUUUAUAGGUAUAAUUGUGACUUAAACCGGUUUUAAAAUGAUGUCAAACCGAACCAAAACUCUGAUUGGUUGUUAGAUGACCAACAUCAACAAUCUGAAUGUACCCAUGAAGUAAAUUAAAAUUCACUUGACCUGGUUUUGUAUUUCUUGAAAAUAAUUGAACCAGGUUUAGAUCAAUCUGGUUCAACUUUUGUAUUCCAAAACAAGCUUUCUAAACAAUUUGGAAUGGAUCGCAGAGAUAUGGGGAAUUUUCAGAGGACAGCUCAACUUCCAAGCUCAGAAUCACAUCUGAUCACAUGGCUCAAAUAUUUCCAAAAUGAUAAUUUUAAGUUUGAAUACAACUGAGUUGAAGGUAACGAAGAAGAUGUUCAACCAAAGAAUAA